This is a messenger RNA of Penicillium waksmanii, 1716 nucleotides long. RefSeq names its product 2-(3-amino-3-carboxypropyl)histidine synthase subunit 1/2. Gene Ontology annotation, molecular function: 2-(3-amino-3-carboxypropyl)histidine synthase activity. Lineage: Eukaryota; Fungi; Ascomycota; Eurotiomycetes; Eurotiales; Aspergillaceae. The transcript has a single exon. Gene Ontology annotation, biological process: protein histidyl modification to diphthamide. The record is from RefSeq and is a predicted model, not a curated record. Bases 1 to 1716 code for a protein of 571 amino acids.
AUGGGCUCUGAAAUGGAGGCAGCCCCUGUGCUGUCAACCCCGGAUGAUCGAAUCCUGGAGGAAGCCCAGCCUAUCGCCCCCGUCGAUCCCACAAAGCGCAUCUCCGACAACGAACUCUCCAUCACCUAUGACGUCGAGCGCACUCUCAAGGAGAUCCGCCAGGCGCGUUAUAAGCGCAUCGCCCUUCAAUUCCCCGAUGAUAUGCUCCCAGAUGCCCCGCGGGUCUUCCAACUGCUUAGCCGGGGUCUGAAUUCGGAGGAAGCCGUCGCGAAUGGCACCACUUCUGCUGGUCAGACAAACGGUGGCGCCACAGUGGUGGAGGACACUGGUAGCAUCACUCAGGGAGUGUCUCAGCUUGCGGUAGAGGGGCAGGGGCAGGUUGAAAAAGGGUCACCCCGGUUGUAUAUUCUGGCCGAUACCUCAUACGGAACCUGCUGUGUGGACGAAGUGGCUGCCGAACAUGUGGAUGCAGAUGUCGUGGUACACUAUGGGAGAUCUUGCCUGUCACCCACGGCCAGACUGCCGGUAAUCUACGUCUUCACCUGCAAGCCGCUUUCCAUCGAUCCCGUGGUUCAAGCCUUCAAAGAAACCUAUCCCGAUACAACGACUAGACUGAUUCUAGCUGCCGAUGUUACCUACACCCACCAUAUUCCGGCGCUGUAUGAGCAUCUGCUGAAGGAGGGUUAUAGCAAUUUGUUUGCUACGGAUAUUGUUCACGAGCCUUCAUCAGCUAUUCCGAAUCGUACCGUCCCAGAUUCUGUACGAGAGGCACCAGAGACACUGUCGGAGUGGCAGCUGUUCCACGUCUCCGACCCACCAACUGCCCUCCUCAUGACUCUUGCGUCGCGUGUCGCUGCCAUCCAUAUCUAUCCCACAGAGACCCAGGACAAUGAAAACGUCAAGCCAUUGCCAGCAUCCACAUCGGCUGCUUUGCGUCGCCGCUAUGCGAUCACGACGCGUCUAACCACCGUCCCGAUUUGGGGCAUCCUGAUCAACACGCUGAGCGUCAAGAAUUACCUACACAUUGUGAAUCACGUCAAAGAACAGAUUGCGGCCGCCGGCAAGAAGAGCUACAUGUUUGUCGUGGGCAAGCUGAAUGCGGCCAAGGUAGCCAACUUCAGUGAAAUCGGUGGGUGGGUGGUUAUUGGCUGCUGGGAGAGCUCGCUGGUGGACAGCAAGGAUUUCUGGAAGCCGGUGAUCACGCCGUUCGAAUUGGAACUGGCUCUGAUGGACGACUCCGAACGGGUGUGGACUGGGGCCUGGCAGAGUGAUUUCCAGGCCAUCCUCGACAAGCCACAGGAGGAGUCGACGGAACGGGAAGAAGCAGCGGAUGGUGCAACCUUGGACGAUGAUGAUAUGUCGGAACCCGAGAGUGCACCGCCGGAGUUUGACCUGCGCACUGGACGAUACGUCUCGCAUUCCCGGCCGAUGCGAGAUCCCGCACCCCACGCUUCUGCUGCUCAGAUCAAUGGAUCGACCGGUCCAUCCGCUGCUAGGGCAUUAGCCCGACGGGCUAAGGGGGACCUAGCGAUGAUCGGCGGGGCGGUUUCGCCCGGUGCGGAAUUCCUACGAUCGCAGCGAACGUGGCAGGGACUGGGCAGUGAUUUCGAUAUUCGAUAUGAUGAGGAAGGGGAAGAGGAUGACAGCACCUUGGUUAAGGAAGGACGCUCGGGUAUUGCUCGGGGGUAUACGGUGGGAGAAGGCGAGAAACACUAG